AAGAAAAAAACUUACAAAAUACUGAUCAUAUUGGUCUCACAGGCCAUAAAAGUUACUUGGAAAAAGAAAAAUUAAAAAAUAAUAGAAAUAAGUACAUAAGAAAGUAAAUAAAAGAAUACCGGGAGACGGCAGUCGGCGAUGUUGCCACAUUGUCCCCCUUUUUCAUCAACUUCUCACCUCCAUAUCUCGAUCCAUCAGAUUUUACCUAUAAUGGACAAGCAGAAGGCCAAAAUAUUAUUUGAUCUCCUUCGAUCAAGCAACAGUGAAAAAGUGGUCCGAGGAUUGCGAGAGAUCAAGAAAAGGUUGCUGACAAAUAUUGAAAAUCUUGUGAUUUUUCGGAGUUUUGGUUUAGUUCCUCAAGCACUGAAACUUGUUCAGCGGCCAAAUGAAGACAUUCUUAAUGGAGCUUUGAGCAUCCUUAGUGGCUGUUGUACUAAUGAAGCAGCUAGGAAUGAGGUUUAUAAUGUGGGUGGUGCCAUCCAUCUAUUGAAUGUGCUCAAAUGUGCGAAGUCGGAGUCUUUACAGCUGCGUGCCUGUAGGACUAUGGCUAAUCAGGCACAGCAUCGACCCAGCUGCGAUAUAUUUUUUAAGCUCAAUGCUGUAGAGCUUGUCAUUGAGAUGUUAACGAAGUGCAAAGAAGAUGAGACGAAGGUUACAGCCAUUAGGGGCUUGAGAAUAUUAGCCAAUAAUGGGGAGCACUGCCAAAAGAUUGUCACGAGUAAAGGCAUUCUACACAUAUGCUCCGUUGGAUUUGGUACUACUGCCAACUCACCGAGUUCUGAUCUUCUGCGCUCCACAGUAAAAGCUAUUGCACAUUUCUCUCGGAUUUCCCACCCAGCAUGCGUGAGUCAGAUUAUGGAAGGAACUGAUAACAUGAUGUUAGUAUCAAAAUUGUGUGAAAAUUCUGACUUGGAAAUUUACGAAUGUGUGUUGCGAACCAUUUUAAAUGUAGUGCAGACAUGCUUUGAGUCCACCACACACAAACGUGAUGCACUGGAUGCCAAAGUUAUCGAUCGUCUCUGCACUGCCCGUGCUCCAACUAUCAUAGUGUCUGAACUUCAAAACAGACGUGUGAAUUCCAUUGAAGAGGAGAAGCUUAUUUUAGCCCUCUGCAAGUUUUGUGAAGGGUCAAGUGAGUGUAACAACUUGACAAUUGGCUCGUUUUCUGAGCCCCCAACAUUUUUGGGACGGGCUUGGAUGCAACUGAUAGAAUGUGGGGGUAUAACACUUCUAGUCUCCCUCCUGAUCACACACCGCCAUCAUGCCAAAGUCAGACCAGCCAUUUUGAAAGCUAUUCUUGGGGUAGAACACAAUUACUCAUAUAAAGAUACAAUUCUGAAGCACUUUCUUGCUGCCAAACUUUUGCCGCAGCUUGCUGAGCAGUUUGAUGAAUUGAUGACCGAGUAUAAAGCUGUUCGCCGAGACUUCCAACCUGGAUGCUGCAUCCACACUCUCAAAACUGAAGCUUUGCAAAACCAAGUUAAAAAAGUAGAAAAAAUUGAUGGUGACCAAUGUGAUAAAACUGAAGGUGAUGAAGAGAAGGAAAAUAAGACAGUUGUGGAAAAAGAAAUUGUGUUAAAUAGUAGCACUACAAUACUAAGCAGUGCUCUUAGCAGCACAAGUGUCCCAAAAGUUUAUCCUAAUUCUCCAGAUUCUGAGGCAGAUCUUACAUCAAAUUCUGCAUCUAGAAGUUCUACAAUAGCACCGUACUCAGCAUGUGUCUUCCAGAAAGACGGCACAUCUGCUCCUGUAACAACUCCAAAAUUAAAAUUACAAACAGAGUUUAUCCAGCAUAAAUCAAUAUCUUGUCAUUCAUCUGAAAGAGAAUGUGGCCAAAUACCAGUUGAUACUCUUCUCCCUAUUUCUUUCGACAGUUCUUCAUACAACCCUCAGAGUCCUGGAGUACUCAACUACCAUAAUCCAAAGAGUCCUGGAAGUGUGUCUUGUUCUCCCAGAAGUAAUCUGUCUAACUCAGAGUCCAGUCACUUCUCUUCCACAUGGCCACUGCCUCAAACCUCUGGUGAUUCAUCACCAGUGUUAUCAUUUGCAGGUACUUCUUUUUCUCAGAGUAAUCCUUUGAAUAUGACUCCUUGGCCUCUUGACUCUGCCUUGUCAUCACCUCCAACAUCUCCAUAUGCAUCGCCCCCUCAUUCUCCCAUGAUCCACUCUCCGCCUCGCUGUACAUCUCCAAUUAAAGUUCCAUCAGAUUGGGAGUAUGACGACGAGGAAGAAAUGGAACAUUCAGACGAGGAUGGAAGAUUCUCCCCUGUGGUACAUGAUACAAAGGAUAAUGAUUUUGAAGACAAAAUAGAAAUUGAUGGGCCUGAAGAGAGUGAUUUGAGCAAUGAUGAUAUCUCUCAAGAUGGAUGCACCGGUCCUUCUGUAGUAAAUGCUCAAGAACCGUUAAUGAAUAAUUUAUAUAUGAAUGAGAGUGAAGAACUUAGUAAACAUAUUGAUGAAAAGUUAGUCGGAAGUCCUACAGCUGGGAAAAGGCUGAGAGAUUCUAGUGCAAUUUGUGUAAGUGUAGAGAUCCCUCAGGGAAAGAAAAUUAAAUGUGAUAUAAAUACACUGAGCAGUAAUAAACCUCAAGAAAACAAUGAGAAUAGUUUAACGUCAAAUGAGUUGAAAGUGAACAAUUGCCAGUCAUCUUCAGGUGCUGAGUCAUUGGAUAAAGAGGUAGAGAAAGGGACAGACACAGUAAAGUCUCCUUUUAUACGACUUAACCAAAUUAAAUUCCGCGUAAGGAAGAAAGGCCACAUCAGGCGUCAAAUCAGCCCUACUGCAGAGGAGACCAUGACUGAUGUUCAUAAAGCAGUAAAGGUGUUAGAAAAGAGUCAAGAGCAACAGUGUGUUCAGCAAGCAACUAGUCCUGUUCGCAGAGACAGCAAUAUUUGCUCAACUUCAGUAUAUUCUGAUCUAAAUUCAGAAGAGACUCAGAGUUUGAAAUUACUCGAGUUGGUUGUCCGUGUUAUCAGUCAGGUUGCUCAUGUGAAGGAGGCAAUAAACCCAGUGUGCCGAGAGUUUGUUCCUCGGAUUGUGACCUACCUCUCUACAGUCCAAGUGAUCCACAAGUCAGCAACCAGAAUGUUGGUUACAAUUGCUAGAAACCCCUUGUGUAUCCAGCCUCUGCUGGACAGUCUUUUCAUACCCUAUGUGGGAGUGGAACUGGGAGAAGCUGGUGACCCUGAGUCUCCCAAUGGGUGUUCUCAGUGUCGCAUUCUCUCAGAAGGAGCGGUGGCCUUUCUUGAUCAGAUGGUCAACUUCUUUAAUCAUGUUCAUCAGUAUGGGCAGUGUGAGGUCUCCAACAGGCUCAAUCCUGCCCGUAAUUACAAUUAUAGAGAAGGAUGUGUUAUGGCACUUCCACAUAUAACAAGAUGCCCCAAACUUUUACACGACUUCAUGCUGGGUUACUCAGCACUGGACUUGCUGAUGAAUGUUCUGCACUCGGAGAAGCCUCCUAAUGAAGCCAGCUACAUGUAUGCCACUGCAGCCAUCUCAAGAUUAGCCAAAACACUUCAGCUAGAUAAUCGUUUUAAACCUGUCAAGUGUGCUGUGUGCCUGCGACAAGGGAAGCACACCCCUGAGGAAGUUGCCGAUCAUUUCAAAAUGCAGCUUAAUAAUGAUAAAAUGUUAAAUGACAAGCUCACUAAUUUGCUUGUCCUUGGCAAUUCUUUAGGAUCUGAAAAAUCAGAAUCCAAAAAAUGCAAGUGGAAAGACGAUGAAGUUAAGGAUGUGACAUUCAAGCUGGAAGAUGGUAGCACAGUAUCAGCUAACAGGGAGUUUUUGUCAGAGAAGAACGAAGUGCUAAGGGGAAUGUUGAUGGGGUCAUUUGUCGAGGGUGAAAGUUCGUUUGUUAAACUAGCACUGAAAAGCAAGUCAUCUCUGGAAAUGCUCAUACAUUUUUUGUAUGGCUGUCGAUGUGAUUUCAUGGAAAGUAAGAAUGUGACAGAAUAUAUUGAUCUCGUGUUCCUUUCUCAAAUGUACUUGGUGGAAGAUUUGCAUUCCUAUGCCAUGCUUAAAUUGUUGGAUUCCAUCAGUGAUGGUGAAGAUAUCAUCAGGAUUUAUGAGAGUGGUGUAGGACACAUUGAUGAAAAUUUAAUUUUGCAGGUGCUGUGCAUAGCACUUGUUAGGCCAAUGAAGACAUGGAAAAGAGCUCGCUGGCUGAAAGAGCUCUUCCAGUCCAGUCAUUCUGAAGACAUUGAUCAUAAUAUACGUAUGAUUAUUCAUCAUCCUUUAGAUAUGAAUCGAUUAGUUUGCUGCUGUGAUCAGUCACAGUGUUUAUAUAAGGUCAGUGAAAGUGAAUAUACAAAACUGUGUUGAUUAUCUAAUGGACAAAAAGUAUGUUGAGUAUUUUUAUUGUACAAUAAAUUUGGCGAAUUUUUGCUAAUUAACUUCAGCGUUAAAGUAGCUAUACGUAUUAUUCUGAAAGCUAAAGCCAAAAAUAUUAUAGGUACUUAUAAAAAGAUAUGUUGUAGUUAAGUCUUUUUAUUACAUAUUUUAAGUUCAGUGUUUAUAGAGAGCACAUUAGUUACUUGUGUACUAUUAUUCUGUGUGUGAAUCACUAUCUUUACUUUUGCUGUUUACCUUGUGAAGGGCCCCCAUAUUAUAAGUAAUCUUGUUUAAUUUUCUAUGUAUUAUACUUGGUUGUACAUAUUUAUAAUCAUUGGGAAGUAUUCCCCCAUUAAACAAGAUGUAUGCUCUGUCAAGAUGUAUGCUCUGUCCUUUGUAUGCUGAGGACUGAAUAAUCCUGGUUAUGGGACAUCCUUGUUUCUUAUUUACCGGCGAUUAAAUCAUAUUCCCCACACAGUUGUAGAGACCCUCUGUUUAGUGGACUGUUGGGGAGCAGGUGGUCAGUAAUGGAAAUUGUAGUAGAUAGAGAAAAGAUUGUUUUUUGUGACUUUGGAAAUCUGGAACAAAAUCUAUUGGACCAGUAGAUCUGGAAACAAUGGGCAAGGUCCUAUGGUCACAGAAUUGCUGAUAAUGAACAGUACAGCACCCAAAGGACUGGCCAUUUGCAAAUCCACUGAUCCACUGGAUUGUGUUUUAUAUCUCCAAAGUCCACUAAAUGGAGAUCCAUUAAACUGGAGGUUUACUGUACUUUAAUGUGUGAAACAUUUUAGUGCAGACUUCAGUGUAUUUGAUGGUACUAAGUCCUGGAAGUGGGAAGUACAGUGCCUGCCCUCUGAAGAGGGGUUUAGGAUGUUUGCUGUUUAGAGUGACAUCCUUUCUUAGAAAAUAUCUGUGUUCAAGACCUAAAACAAAAAAUGAAAGUUUCUCUUUUUAAAUUUAGUAAUGUAUACAGGAGAAGGGGUUACUAGCCCCUUGCUCCCGGCAUUUUAGUCGUCUCUUACCACAUGCAUGGCUUACGGAGGAAGAAUUCUGUUCCACUUCCUCAUGGAGAUAAGAGGAAAUAAAUGAGAACAAGAACUGUUAAGAAAAUAGAAGAAACCCCAGAGGGGUGUGAAUAUAUAAUAUAUAUGCUUGUACAUGCAUGUAUAGUAUGAUGAAAGUGUAAGUAGAAGUAGCAGGAUGUACCUGAAAUCUUGCUAUAUUUGCAAAUUUCUUGAAUAAGUCAUUUAGGGGUUAUGUCUUAUGUCAGCUUCAGAAAAUUAAAAAGUCUGGAGGAUGGUGGUAUAUCUAACAGUCAUUUCAGCAACUGUCUGUAAAAAAAAUUACAUAACAUAAACAGUGUGGAAAGCUAUUCUUUCUCUGGGUAAAUAUAACAUUCUCAAAUUUUUCAUUUUACUUUUAGGCAUAUAACAGUAUAUUCAAAGAAAUUCCCAACUAACCCACUGUUUAGAGAGGAAAUUUUAAGAAGUGUUUUGGUCUGUCCUGAAGUAUUAGUUGUGAUUGAGAGAUAAAAAGGGAAGAAAGCCAAAUGACAGGUCAGGUGAAGAGGCAAGGAGAAAGCCAAGAUCAGGUUCUAAAGGUUAAAGCAAGGUUCUGAAGAUUAGAAAGGCAAGUUUUCCUUUCAGGUACAGGUUUGGCACUGGUUUUUAAUAUUUUAAUAAUUGAUAGAAACAAAACUGGGGACUUAGAUUCAUGUUAGAAAUAUUUGGUAUAAGAGUUUAACAAGACAGUAUCUGUGAAGGCUACUGUCCCUGUUCACAUAGCAGUAAGUAGGUACCUGGGUGUUAGUCAACUGAUGUGGGUUCCAUCCUGGGAAACAAGAUUAAAGGCCCCCAAUGGAAAUAAGACACAGUCCGUGUUGACACACUAACUUUCUUGGGUUAUCCUGGAUAGCUAACCCUCUAGGGUAACAAUCCAAACAAAUUUGAUUUUAUCUUAAAGAUUAAUUUAUCAGAGAACCAGCUGUGUGUUCUUUGAAGUUAGACAGAAAGGAAAAGCCUCUUUUGCCUACUGUAUGUAUUACAGAGACAAGAGGAGUAGGAAAUAGAGCAGACACUAGAAAUUUAAGUGAAAGAUUACUACAGAUUACUACAAAGUGCAUUACUGUGGUUUGACUAAAUGCAAGUUUAAAGUCUAGAGAAUAAAGGAUGGUGUUAAAGAUACUUGAAAUGGAAAUCCAGUUAAGAGAAGACAAAGUGCACAAGUUUUCACAUCAUUGUGUUUUGGAGAGAAAAUCCAUUUCCCAGUCAUAAUUCGUCACUUGUGAGAUCUCUGCCUGCACUGUCAGUCUGAAGUAAUGACUAGGCUUAAUCAUAUUAUAAUUGUGCUUCUGAUCUAUGUGACUGGAGUUAUCGUCUUUCUUGGAUCCAGUCUGAUUGCCUCCUAUUCCCAGAGCACUCUGUGAACCUAAGAAGUUUAGCAUAUCUUUGUGAAUAUAAUAAUAGUGAUGAAAAGAGCUGGUCGUCUUCACACUGUCACUGUUAGUUGUGGGUAAAGAGGGCUCUCUAUUAAUUCAGAUUUUAUUUGACUCUUUCUGAUUGCAACUGACUUGUAUUGACUGAAUUUUUUUUUGUAUUUUAGCUCCCACUCUCGGCACAUUCCAUUCUACUUUUAACCCUUUACAGUAUGUAUUAUAUAUUGACUUUAAUUUUGUUAUUUGAAUGUUUGUAUUGUUAUUAUAAAAAAGUACAGUAAGGCCCAGCUUUCAUGGCGGGUUAAGUUCCUGACUUCCACCAAAAAGAGAAAAUUGCUUGGCCUGGUGGCCUGGUGGUUAAUGCUCUCACUUCACACGGCGAGGGCCUGGGUUCGAUUCCCAGCCAGAGUAGAAACAUUGGACGUGUUUCUUUCAACCUGUUGUCUAUGUUCCCCAUCAGUAAAAUGGGUACCUAGGUGUUAGUCGACUGGUGUGGGUCGCAUCCUGGGACACUGACCUAAGGAGGCCUGGUCACAGACCGGGCCGCGGGGGCGUUGACCCCCGGAACUCUCUCCAGGUAAACUCCAGGUAGCCUCUUUUCAUGUUCAAAUGCAUAUAAAAGCCUGAUAACAUGCUUGAUGCAUCAUAUAUUGAGUGUGCAAUAGAGCUAAGCCUAAAAAGAAAGAUACGAAAGCAUGUGACUGGUUUGAUGGUCAGUCCACACAAGUAAAAGUUUUUUCAUGUUAGCAGUACAGUCAUCAGGUUUUCUUAUAGCUAGUGUUCAUUGGUGUAACACUUAAUUUCCUUCAACACUUUCUCCUUAAAGUUCACAAAUGUGCUAACUGUUUCGCAAGCCACACCUAACUUACGUCCUUGCUCACGGAAUUUAAUCACUUGUAACUUGGCAUUUAAAGUAAGAGGCUUAUGACUCCUCAUUUUUAUCACAGCUACCCUUAGAUGCCAUUGUAAUUAACACUAAAAUUUUAUAUAGUACAAUGGUACCUUGAGUUACGAGCUUAAUUCGUUCCAGAAGGCUGUUCGAAUGCUGAUACCGAACGAAUUUGUUCCCACAAGGAAAAAUGAAAAUUAGAUUAAUCAGUUUCAGACCCCCAAAAAUACACUUACAAAAGCACUUACAAAAGUACACUUACAUAAUUGUUCGAGUUGGGAGCUGCUCAUAACUCAAGGUACCACUGUAUAUGCAUAAUAACUUUAAAACAUUUGAAAAUGGUAAAUUGCGAGAAUACAGAGAGAUGCAGGGCAUACAAAUGCUGUAAACAAACUGAAUCACUGAGAGUAAAAUGGCACUGGAUGCCCUUCCCUGACUCAGCUGUUGAGUGUCAGGCUGAAAAAGCGGAACAAGCGCCGAACAUAAUGAACAAUAGGUAUAAUUGAGAGUCACUGAAUUAGCGGAAUACUGAAAAGUGGAAUGCUGUAAAGCAGGGCCCUACUUUAUAGUACUGAAAUGUAAGAGGAUUUUGCUAAGUUUUACAGUAUGCCUCAGUUAACCUUGGGAUUUGAUUGAAAACUUUUCCUUCUUAUGUACGACCCCCACAGAGCAUUUCUGUGUAAAUGAAUUGUAUGGAUAAAUGUCAGAGUUCAUUGUCAUAAAAAUUAUCUUUCAUUCUUAUAGUAAAUGCUGUAAUUACCAGCAGAAUAUUCUAUCUACAUUGUUGUCUGAGCCAUGUGUGUCGUAAGAGGUGACUGAAAUGCUGGGAGCAAGGGGCUAGUAACACCUUCUCCAGUAUAUACAUUACAGCCUCUCCUCACUUACUGUUGAGGGAAAUGCUACAAGCUACAUCAAAGAUUAAAUAGUGGACUGAAAUGGGACUGAGCUUGAUAGACAGCUUUCACCUACACAGCCGUCCCUGCAGGCAAUGUCUUAAGAAGCUGUCGUAUGCCAUCCCUCAAGGGCUGGAAAUUAAAAUAUAUUAUGAGUUUAAUUACCCUUAGCGGGUGUUAUGUCAGUAUUUUCAUUACUGAAUACUGACUGGAUCUAAUGAAUCCUAUAUUCACGUUUGUGGGCUAAAAAGCCCGUAUGUCACUGGGGUAUAUGGUAAUCUGUUCAUCGUAUAUAAUUCUCAGCUGUGUAGUCAAUGGAAUCAUCACACGCUAAACAGACUUACCUGGGUUUGUGUAUCGGACCCUUACACCCGGAUAUCAUUAACUUGAUUGAAGAAUAGUGUCUUUGAGAAUGUCCACGUCUUCCACAGUCUGGAAAUACACAGCCUGGUACGCUAUGUUCCACAAGGUUUGUCUUUUGUGGUAAUGUCAUUAAAGAAGCUCAACACACUUCUUGGUAAUAGGUUUAUAGUUAAUAUGGAGAUUGUCUGAGGUACAGCAAUGCUCAAUUUACUUCCUUUGUUCAUUCUUAGCAUGAAGUGGUCUUUACUGCACCAUUAUAUAUUGCAAUCUAGCCGACGGCGUCUCCGUCUACCCCCAGCUUCCCAACACACAAAAGAAGUGCUGAUAAAGCAUAUUUCCCCUGCUUGCCAAACUUCCACUAUGAAGCAAUGCAAAAUGCUUGAUUCUUGCUGUCUUAAGCAUAGACAACAAUGUACAUCUUUAACAUGGUAAUAAAGUGGGUGCAGGAUUUUCCUUAAUAGUCCUGCUAAGGUAAGAGAUUGAUUGUCUCUUAUUUAAACUACACUACUUGAACACUGGUCUCUUGCAAAGAGCCACAUGACCCUGUCACAUGCUGGUACUGCAUCUGGGAUCAAUUGAAGUGUUGACGCAGAGAUGCAGAAGCAAGACGCCAUCAGCCCCUUUGGAGGGCUGAGUCCCUCAGAGAGCUGAAGGGGUUGGUACCCCCCUCCUUGAGAAAUUUCUCCACACUUACCGACAUACUCAUUUACUAACGACUCGGACUUACGAUGGGCUCUCUGACCAGCAUGCAUACCUAAAUAGUGUAUACUAGAGCUGAUUUCUUUCAUUCUGUUUAUUACAAUAUACACUACAUUACUGUAUAAACAUAUAAAAAUAUACCAGAAAUGUUAUAAAUGGUGCAAAGGUGACAUUAAAACAAUAUCGAAGAUGGUUGACACAAACUCACUACCAUUAUAAUAAUAUGUUCCUCACUUAACGACGAAUUUGUUUACCGACAUGGUCUUAGGAACAGAACUCCGUCGUUAAGUAGGAGAGGCUGUACUAAUUUUAGAGAGAAAAACUUUUCUUUUUCUUUUUAUAUCACUCUACCUCAGUAGGAUAUGGCCGGUUUGUUAAAAAAAAAAGUGUCUGAAUGAGGGAACUUGGCCAAUUAUACAUGGUGAUGUCAUAAACAUGUUAAAAGUAUACACAAAGUAGUGUUUAAAGUGACAUAUCUUUUCAGAGGCAGGGUAAAUCAGGGCUUGAUCUGAUUUACCUUCGCUUUAAUGAUAAGUUUUUAUUAUUAACACAUCGGCCGCUUCUCACCAAGGCAAGGUGGACCGAAAAAGAAAAACUUUAAUCAUCAUUCACUCCAUCACUAUCUUGCAAGAGGUGUGUUUACACUACAGUUAUAAAACUGCAACACUAACACCCCUCCUUCAGAGUGCAGAGACCGUACUUCCCAUCUCCAAAACUCAAGUCCAGCCUGCUGGUUUCUGUGAAUCCCUUCAUAAAUGUUACCCUGCUCACACUCCAACAGCACUUUAAGUCCUAAAAACCAUUUGUCUCCAUUCACUCCUAUCAAAUACGCUCAUGCAUGCUUGCUGGAAGUCGAAGCCCUUCCCUCCAACUUUUCCUAGGCCGACCCCUUCCUCGUCUUCCCUCCAUUACAGAUUUAUACACUCUUGAAGUUAUUCUAUUUUGUUCCAUCCUCUCUACAUGUCCAAACCACCUCAACAACCCUUCCUCAGCCCUCUGGAUAAUAGUUUUGGUAAUCCCAUACCUCCUCCUAAUUUCCAAACUACGAAUUCUCUGCAUUGUAUUCACACCACACAUUGCCCUCAAACAUGACAUCUCCACUGCCUCUAGUCUUCUCCUUGUUGCAACAUUCACCACCCAUGCUUCACAUCCAUAUAAGAGUAUUGGUACAACUUUACUCUUUGCUUCCACAGACAAAGUUCUUUGUUUCCACAGACUCUUAAGUGCACCACUCACCCUUUUCCCCUCGUCAUUUCUAUGAUUCACCUCAUCCUUCAUAGACCCAUCUGCUGACACAUGCACUCCCAAAUAUCUGAAUACAUUAACCUCCUCCAUACUCUCUCCCUCCAAUCUGAUAUCCAAUCUUUCGUCACCUAAUUUUUUUGUUAUCAUCACCUUACUCUUCUCUUACAACCCCAUCUAUAAAUAUAUUGAACAACCACAGUGACAUCACACAUCCUUGUCUACGGCCUACUUUUACUUGGAAAUAAUCUCCCUCUCUCCUAUAUACUCUAACCUGAACCACACUAUCCUCAUAAAAACUCUUCACUGCUUUCACUAAGCUACCUCCUUUACAUACACCUGCAACAUCUACCACAUUGCCUUCCUAUCCACCCUGUCAUAUGCCUUUUCCAAAUCCAUAAAUGCCACAAAAACCUUUUUACUCUUAUCUAAAUACUGUUCAACUAUAUGUUUCACUGUAAACACUUGGUCUACACCCCCAUACUGUUUCUAAAACCUCCUUGUUCAUCUGCUGUCCUACUCUCUCUUACUCUUAAUUCUUUUAAUAAUAACUCUGCCAUACAUUUUUACCAGGUAUACUGAGCAGACUUCUUCUUUCAACACACCGGCCAUAUCCAACUGAGGCAGGGUGGCCCAAAAGGAAAAACGAAAGUUUCUCCUUUUACAUUUAGUAAUAUAUACAGGAGAAAGGGUUACUCAGCAGACUUAUUCCCCUAAAAUUUUUGCACUCACUUUUGUCCCCUUUGCCUUUAUGCAAAGGAUCUAUGCAUGCUCUCUGCCAAUCUGUAGGCACCAUAUCCUCUUCCAUACAUUCAUUAAAUAAUAGCACCAACCAUUCCAAAACUAUUUCUCUACCUGCUUUUAACAUUUCUAUCUUUAUUCUGUCAGUCCCAGCUGCCUUACUCCCUUUCAUUCUACCCACGACCUCACAAACUUCCCCCACACUCACAACUGGCCCCUCCUCACUCCUACAAGAUGUUAUUCCUCCUUGCCCUAUACUCAAAAUCACAGCCUCCCUGUCUUCAUCAGCAUUUUACAAUUCCUCAAAAUAUUCCCUCUAUCUUCCCGAGACCUCUAACUCUCCAUUUAAUAACUCUCCUCUCCUAUUUUUAACUGUCAAAUCCAUUCAUUCCCUAGGCUUCCUCAACUUAUUAAUCUCACUCCAAAGCUUUUUCUUAUUUUCAACAAAAUUUGUUGACAACAUCUCACCCACUCUCAUUUGCUCUCUUUUCACAUUGCUUCACCACUUUCUUAACCUUUCUUUUUCUCUCCAUAUACUCUUCCCUCCUUGUAUUACUUCUUUGUGAAAACCUCUCAUCUGCUAACUUUUUCUUUCUUUACAUCAUCAUUCCACCAAUCGCUCUUUUUCCCUCCUGCACCCACUUUCCUGUAACCACAAACUUCUGCUGAACACUCUAACACUACAUUCUUAAACCUACCCCAUACAUCUUUGACCUCAUUGCCUAUAUUCUCACUAGGCCAUCUAUCCUCCAAUAGUUGUUUAUAUCUUACCUUAACUGCCUCCUCUUUUAGUUUAUAAACCUUCACCUCUCUCUUACUUGCUGCUUCUAUUUUUCUUGUAUCCCGUCUACCUUUUACUCUCACUGUAGCUACUACUAAAAAGUGAUCUGAUAUAUCUGUGGCCCCUCUAUAAACAUGUACAUCCUGAAGUCUACCCAACAAUCUUUUAUCUACCAAUACAUAGUCCAACAAACUACUGUUACUAUGCUCUACGUCAUAUCUUGUGUACUUGUUUAUCCUCUUUUUCUUAUAGUAUGUAUUACCUAUAACUGUACCCCUUUCUAUACAGAGUUCAAUCAAAGGGCUCCCAUUAUCAUUUCCACCUGGCACCCCAAACGUACCUACCACACCUUCUAAAUGUUUCUCCUACUUUAGCAUUUAGGUCCCCUACCACAAUUACUCCCUCACAUGGUUCAAAGGUUCCUAUACAUUCACUUAACAUCUCCCAAAAUCUCUCUCUCUCUCCUCUACACUCCUCUCCUCUUCAGGUGCAUACAUGCUCAUUAUGACCCACUUUUUGCAUCUGACCUUAUUUUAAUCCACAUAAUCCUUGAAUUUAUACAUUUAUUUUCCCUCUUCUCCUUCCAUAACUGAUCCUUUACCAUUAUUGCUACCCCUUCCUUAGAUCUAACUCUGUCAGAUACUCCUGACAAUCCCAUUUAUUUCUCCCCACUGAAACUCGCCUACCCCCUUCGGCUUUGUUUCGCUUAGGGCCAGGACAUCCAACUUCUUUUCAUUCAUAACGUUAGAAAUCAUCUCUUAUCAUCCGCACUUCAACCACGCACAUUCAAGCAUCCCAGUUUUAUAAAGUUUUUCUUCUUCUCUUUUUUAGUAAUGUAUACAGGAGAAGGGGUUACUAGCCCAUUGCUCCCGGCAUUUUAGUCACCUCAUACGACACGCAUGGAGGAAAGAUUCUUUUCCACUUCACCAUGGGAAAUAGAGGAAAUAAAGAAUAAGAGCUAUUAAGAAGCAAUAUUUCCCAUAAGAAAUAAUGGAAAUACAAUUAAUCCGUUCCAGAAACCCAAAAAUAUUCACACAAAAAAUACAUUUUAUAGAGAUUAAUUACAGUUUUACAUACAACAAAUACUAUAGUUUUUAAUUAUGUAUAGUAAUACAUAUAAGAUAACAUUUUUACUUACCUUUAUUGAAGAUUGGUGAUGGCAUCUGGAAGAUAGGGAGGAGGAGAGAGGGAGUUGAGGUUAGUGUUUGGAAGGAGAAUCCCCCUCCAUGAGGACUUCAGGUAAAGCCCUCUCUGGGGUUACUUCCCUUCCCUGUCUUUUAAUGCCACUAGGACCAGCUUGAGAGUCACUGGACCCCUGUCUCACAAAAUAACUGUCCACAGUCCUCUGUUUCUGGCACCUCUUUAACAUUUCCCUAAAAUGGGACAUGGUUCUGUCACUGAACUUGUUGCAAAGAUGGCUUGUUUCAGCUUGCUCAGGGUGGUACUUCUGCACAAACAUUUGGACAUCAUUCCACUUGGCACAAAUUUCCUUAAUCUUUGAAGAAGGCACCCCAUCCACUCCCUAUAUUAACACCUUUCGCAACAUCAGCUUCCUUGAUUUGUUCUUUCUCUGACAGGAUAAAACCGAUGGUCGACUUGUUUUUCCCAUACAUCCUGGCAAGCUCAACAAGUCUCACACCACUCUCAUACUUCUGUAUUAUUUCCUUCUUCACAUCUAUGGUGUUUCUCACUUUCUUUACCACAUGGGUACCACUAGCAAGUUUCUUUGGGCCCAUGGCAGCUUAUUUCACAGUCCCACAAGCACUAAACACAACGAAAUAAUCGUAAAAUGCGUGAAUGAGAGCGCAGGUUAUUGUUCACUCAAGCAUAAACAAAGCUAGACUGCUCACGGCGCCUGUGCGGGGACGCGGACGGAGCGGGCCGGCAGACAGAUCUUGUACCCGGUGGUCCGAAAAUAGGGGCGCGUUCGAUAAUAGGGACACAGUUUGUCCGAAAAAAUGGUCAUAUUUUCAAAACGUUUGAUAUGUGAUACGUUCGAUUUUUGAGGUUCCACUGUAUUUAGCUGGAUAUUUGAAGCUUUAUUUCCAAAUUUAGAGUGAGUUUGUUGGUUGUUAUCCAUAUAGACAUUUUUAGUAGCUCGUCGUUUACAGUGCUCUAAGCAUAGCUGGAUUUGGGUGGGAGAAGACCUAAACAGUGUCAUCUGCAAAUAGAUCAGGUUUAAGGAGUUUAGAUGCAUUGAGAAGAUCAUUGAUGUCAAUGCGAAAGAGUAGUGGGCCAGGGACACUACCCUGUGGGACUCCAACAACUACAGGCUGUGUAAUGGAGUUAAUGCCAUUUGUAUAUAUAUAUAUCUAUUGAUGUCUAUUGCUAAGAUAAGAUUUUAGGUAAUCAAGGGAAUGUCGUCUAAUCCCUUAAUGUUCAAGUUUUAGGCGCAAGAGAUUGUGGUCUACUAUAUCAAAUGCCUUCUAUAGGUCUGUGAAGAGUCCCAGGGGAUAUUAAUUUUUUUGAGUGUUGUGUAUAGUACUUCAAACAUUUGUAUAGUUGCAUCAUUCAUACUUUUUUCAGCCUAAAUCCAAACUGGCAGGGGUUAAGUAUGUUGUGGGAUAUUAGGUAGGAGUAAAUUUGCUUAUGUAUUAUUUUUUCGAAGAUUUUAGAUAGUAGGGGCAAGUUUGAUGUAGGUCUAUAGUUAUUUAUUCCAUUUGGAUUGCCUCCUUUGUGGAUCAGGGUAACCCUUGCUGUCUUGAGUAUGGAUGAGAAUAUUGAAGAUUCCACAGACUUGUUAAAAAGGGUUGCAAUAAUGGGUGACAGCACAUGGGCUGUCACCCAUGUGGCAGGUUAUUUAGGUUUCCUGCCUUUAUUUGAGUGUUUUAAUGAUGAGUGAGAUUUCAGUAGAUUUUAUUGGGGCUAGAUAUAGAGAGUAUUUGGGUAGCAAAGGGCUAGUAACUCCUUCUGUAUAAAUUGCUAAAUGUAAAAAGAAAAACUUUACGAAAGCAUUUCUUCUUUUUUGGGUCACCCUGCCUUGUUGGGAGAUGGCCAGUGUGUUUAAAAAAAAAAUAAAGAAUGGGGAUGAGAGUGCUUGAGAGGUGAACAAUUGGAAGUGAUGAAUCAGUAUGGUCAUGUAAUGCAUAAGGAAAGAAAGGUAAGGAUGUAUGAUAAUUAUAAUACCUCUCAAGGGAGGCUCCUUGAUGCUGUUGAGGGGCUCUUGAUCUAAGGAACUGCUCUUUUUCUUCCCUUCCUUGGAUCGAACCCAGUUGCCUCCCACUGUAUGAUAUCUAUGGGUUUAGUGCUUCCCUCCUACAUAACAAUAGUAAUAAAAAUAAUAAGAAUAGGAAUAGAAGGGAUAGAGGUUGGAGAAGCAGACUUCCAAAAAAAUGACGGGCACAUGUGAAGGUUGUUGAAAACGAGGAACAAAUGUCAUAAUAAUGUGGCUGGAACAGUUCACAGUACCCACAGAUUUGAAAAAAAGUAAAAGAAGUAAAAAGUCAGGGUAGAGGGAAGGUUAAGAGACAACCAAGGUCAGGUCAAGUUAUGCGCACUUGCCUCUUCAAGGGGGGCUCCUUGGUGUGGUGAAGAGGCUCUUGGUCUGAGGAAUUAGACCUGUCGGUCUCCUUCCUCAGACCGAACCUAAUUACCCCCCAAUCCCCCCUUCCCUGUCCCAUCCUCCCCUUUUUCCUUUCCUCCUCCUCCUCCCCACCCCUCCCUUUUGCCCUUCCUCUUUUUGGCCUUUGGGAUUUUUCCCACAGGCACACUAGUUCAUAGGUAGGGGGAAGGGUACUGGGGUCCAUCCCAUUCCAUUGAGGUUCUUGGCAGUGGUGUAGUUUGCCGUGGGAUCUGGAUUGCCUGGGGAUGUCCCGAUCCCUCUCCGGUAUCCCGGAGGGUGGCUUUGGGUGUUUUUCGGGCGACGGGUGUAUCUCUGGAAGCCACCUUUUGGAUUCCGGGGGUGGUGGCUGAUGGAGGUAUGCUUUGUGGCAGAUAUCCGGCCGCCCUCUCUUUUGUCCACCUAGGUAGCUCGGCAGAUGUGAGGUUGCUAUCCCGGAUUGCUGGUUUACUGGCAUGAAGGGUAGGGUAUGGCACGGGUUCCAUGCUGCAUCUGUGCUACUUGCGGUGCUGAGGUCCUCUUGGGCGAGGAGGGAGAUUUCUGGCCCUUUCAUUCAUCCUAGGAACUAUCCCUCCCCAGUCCCCCCUUUUUUUAUUCUUUUUUUUAUUUUUAUUUUCUUCUUUCUUUGUUUUCUUAAAAACAAAAAGAAAGAAGUAACCUAACCAUGGAGUCCCAAAUCCAUGACCCGGCUACUCCCGGGCCCCUUAUUGUUACCGCACCCUGUUCUGACCUCGCCUCGUCUUUUGGCCACUCUUUGGACACUCCUAAGGCCCCUGUACCUCUUGCUGGUGCUGUUUCGUCACCCGCUUAAGGUGCCGGGGUUUCGACUGACUCCUUUGAUUUGUCUGACCUCCGCUCUCCUUUGACUAUGCUUCUGGCCUCUCCCUCUACGGUGCGGCAAUUUUCGAAUUGCCAGCCCGUCCCACGUCGGACCAACUCUGGUCCCACUUCUAAACCCCAACGACAAUCUCCUGAUGAUGUUACUUCGUUACCUUCCCAUUCUACCUGGUAAAGACCGACACGUCACGCACUCCCUCUCCACACUCAGCUUCGGACCACACAAUGGACUAAAUUCUUCACUUUAAGACCGACUUCUGCUGCCUAUCUUUCUGACCAUAGUAUUGGCAAAGCGCUCUAUAGGGGAAGGAAGGCGGGGUAGGGGUCGUCCUCGAAAGGGUUGGAGAGAGGGGGUAAAGGAGGUUUUGUGGGCAAGGGGCUUGGACUUCCAGCAAGCGUGCGUGAGCGUGUUAGAUAGGAGUGAAUGGAGACGAAUGGUACUUGGGACCUGACGAUCUGUUGGAGUGUGAGCAGGGUAAUACAUGUAUUUAGUGAAGGGAUUCAGGGAAACCGGUUAUUUUCAUAUAGUCGGACUUGAGUCCUGGAAAUGGGAAGUACAAUGCCUGCACUUUAAAGGAGGGGUUUGGGAUAUUGGCAGUUUGGAGGGAUAUACCUGGAGGUUACCUGGAGGUUAUUCCGGGGAUCAACGCCCCCGCGGCCCGGUCCACGACCAGGCCUAUGUUGUGUAUCUUUAUAUGUGUAUGCUUCUAAACUGUUGUAUUCUGAGCACCUCUGCAAAAACAGUGAUAAUGUGUUAGUGUGGUGAAAAUGUUGAAUGAUGAUGAAAGUAUUUUCUUUUUGGGGAUUUUCUUUCUUUUUUGGGUCACCCUGCCUCGGUGGGAGACGGCUGACUUGUUGGAAAAAAAAAAAAAAAGCUACCCACCUUCACACCCGUUGGCAACAACGUUGGUCUACUCUGCUCGGUAACAAACUUCAUUCUAUUAAACCGAGUACAUAGGUUACUGGCCGUCUUCUUGUCACCAGUGUCGAGGUUGGGAGACUACUCUCUCCCGUCUUCGCAUUGGCCAUAUUCGUCUUACUCAUGGAUAUCUCAUGGAAAGGCACCCUGCUCCUCUCUGUGAGAAUUGUCAGGUUCCAUUAUCGGUCAGCCACAUUCUAUUAGACUGCCCACUUUAUCAACGAGCACGCAGAAUUUACCUCCGACGUCAUCUUCGCUCCGCUGCUCUCUCUUUACCUUCCCUUCUUGCUGAUGGACCCACCUUUCAUCCGGACUCUCUCAUUGACUUUUUGACAACAACUGACUGACUUCACAAACUCUGAUGAUACCUUCAGCCUUUUCUACCUCAGUCUCUUGCUACCCUCUGCCCCCGCACUAUCCCCUGCCCCGCUGUUUUCUGUAACCUACUGAUCAUCCCUUCCCCAUUCUGCCGCCCAUUACCCUCGCUUCUUUCCCUACCCUGCAGCAUUGUAUAGCCCUUGUGGCUUAGCGCUUCUUUUUUAUUCUAAUAAUAUGCGCACUUGGAAUGUUAGAAUAUUUGACGGAACUGUACUGUAUACUAAGAGGCAGGUAUCUAUAGCAAUAGAACUAGAUUCUUGUUUUGGAUGUUAUGUAUUAGGACUGAUUCACUGAAAUGGCAUCUAUGAAGGUUCAUGACCCUAAGGGUUCAGUGUGUUAUGAUUAUUAAAAUAACUAUGAAGGCUCAAAGAAGGAUAGACAAUGUUUGAAGAAGUAUUGAGUUACAAAAUCUUUUAAUCACAUGAGACUAAAUUCAGAAAAUGCCAUUAAAUGGCUAUGAACUUGAUUACAUUAGAAGUUGAGAUGCUUUCGCACCGCAACAGCAGGGCAAAGAAGCUGCUCACUCUGAUGUUAUGUUGUCAUAGAAUAUUUUAAGGAAAGAUGUUGAUUGAUACAAAACUGUUUAUAAAUGUAUUUGAGAGAGAAAUAAAUACAUGAGUAAAUGAUUUUGUAUUGAAAUUUAAGCAAAGAAAGGAUGUGUGUUAUAUUUCUGGUUUUAAAUUGAAAUAUUGCAAGUUGGGAAACAUUAAUGUCUUUCUAUAGCAAGUUAAUAAAUAAAACAUAUUAUUAGAGAAAUAAUUUUUUUGCAAGGCAGGGUGGGUGGGUGGAUAAGCAAUGGAAUGAGAUACUAACACUGUGAUAGAGAAAUGUAGUAAAGUAUGUGGGACCCUUUACUGACGAUAUUUUACCCAUUUGGUGAGUUUUAUCUGUUUGUAACUUGAUAAACCUACAGUGUGGACGAUAUAUCAGUAAUAAAGGAUUUCAUAUGA
This is a messenger RNA of Cherax quadricarinatus, 19014 nucleotides long. The record is from RefSeq and is a predicted model, not a curated record. Lineage: Eukaryota; Metazoa; Arthropoda; Malacostraca; Decapoda; Parastacidae.